CACCACAUCUCCAGUCGCCAGAUCAUCCCCUUAGCCGCCCCACCACCAGACUCACUGGCGACGAACUUCCUGAAGGUGUCCCGCUGCCCACAUCUCCUUCAGGUGAGUCGAGGAGGCCAGGUCGCUGCAUUCGCCGGCAAGCUAAGUAAACUGCGCUAAGUAAGCAAGUUAGACCUUUGAAACUUAAGGCAGUAAUAAAUCCAGAAUGGUUGGCUCCAGAAAGGUCGUCGUGUCGGCCCUGCUGGUGCUGAACGUGGCGCUGGUGCUGGUGGUGCUGCCGCCGUCCGCCUCCGCCGCCUCCAACAGGAAGGUGACCGUUUGCAUCAAGAACUGCGGCCAGUGCAAGAAGAUGUACACCGACUACUUCAACGGCGGCCUCUGCGGGGACUUCUGCGUGCGCACCAAGGGCCGCUUCAUCCCGGACUGCAACAAGCCGGACGUCCUCAUCGAUAUGUUCCUCCAGCGGCUUGAGUGAGCGAGACGAGGCGUUGGUGUUGUGGCCUCGGUGGUGUCGUGGUUCCUCCCGCUGAACAGAGCUCCCCCGCCGCCCCACAACCCAGGUCACGGUCAUACUGAUGGUUCCUGAACGUGCUGGUCUGCGGUGACAGCGACGGCGGGAGCGAGGGAGUGCUGACGGUGAGUGCUGACGGUGUUGACGCCCUCUGGCUGACCUUCUCCCGGCCGCUUGUAUGGACAGGUCGGGUAGGCGAGAGCUGCUGCUUCAUGUGCCGGUAUCCUGAUGCUGAGACUCUAGCGCUUGACAACGAAGGCGGAGAGAUGCUGUAUAGAGCUUCCUUUCCUUUCUUCAUUCACUUCCUUCCCUGCCUUUCCUCUUAGCCCUCCAAGUAUGUGUCUCCCUUGAUGCUAAUUGGACUGGGACACCGUUCUUUCCUUUCAAGUAUGUGUCUCCCUUGAUGCUAAUUGGACUGGGACACCGUUCUUCCCUUUCAAGUAUGUGUCUCCCUUGAUGCUAAUUGGACUGGGACACCGUUCUUCCCUUUCAAGUAUGUGUCUCCCUUGAUGAUAAUUGGACUGGGACACCGUUCUUCCCUUUCAAGUAUGUGUCUCCCUUGAUGAUAAUUGGACUGGGACACCGUUCUUCCCUUUCAAGUGUGUGUUCCCUUUCCUCAGAUGUGUGUACGUGCUUAAGAUAUAUUUUUGUACGAGACUUUACAUUUGUGCUGAAUAAAACCGUGUAA
This is a messenger RNA of Eriocheir sinensis (Chinese mitten crab), 1199 nucleotides long. RefSeq names its product eclosion hormone-like. Gene Ontology annotation, molecular function: ecdysis-triggering hormone activity. NCBI's taxonomy places the organism in Eukaryota, Metazoa, Arthropoda, Malacostraca, Decapoda, Varunidae. Gene Ontology annotation, biological process: neuropeptide signaling pathway; ecdysis, chitin-based cuticle. The record is from RefSeq and is a predicted model, not a curated record. The coding region runs from base 206 to 475 and encodes 89 amino acids. The transcript is spliced from 4 exons.